UUUUCUGUUUUUGUUUUCCAACUUAUAAUUUAACCUAACCUAAUCUUUUUAAGGGAUGAGGAAAUGAAAAAUUUUAAUAUGGUUUCUCUAUAAAGGAAAGAGACUUGGUUAGAAACAUUGUCUUGUUACAAACAACUUCCAGUUUAAAAAUAAGUUUUGUGAAUAUUUUUUGUAUUCAUUCUUAUUCAAAAUGCCAAAAGAACAAUAUCGAGAAACAGAUAUUGCGAGGAAAAUUUCCUUUGUUACUUUUGUGUUGGAAAGUGCUGAGAGUAUGCAACAACAGUCGCACCUUCACGUUGUAGCUAAAAAUUUAUAUAAUCAAGACAAUCAAAGAACUCCUAUACCUUAUGGAGUACUUGACAUGAGAUUGGGAACAAAUUCCAAAGAAAAACCUUGUCAGACAUGUGGAAUGAAGAUAACUGAAUGUGCUGGACACUUCGGUUAUAUUGAUUUGGAAUUACCAGUUUUUCAUGUGGGAUAUUUUCGAAGUAUAAUCAGUAUUCUGCAAAGUAUUUGCAAGAGAUGUGCCCAUGUACUUCUUGAUGAAUCUGAUAAAUAUCAAUAUCGAAGUCGCCUUGCAAACUCCCAUCUGAGUUAUAUGACAAAAAAAGCUAUUAGAAAAAAACUUAUCGAAAAAUGUAGAAAAAUCACGAAAUGUCCAUAUUGCAAAGAAUUAAACGGUUUCGUAAAGAAAAUGACUGCAGCAAAAGGAAGUGCUGGAAAUUCUGUUUUGAAAAUUGUCCAUGAGAAAAAUAGAGGAAAAGAUAAACAACUGCUUUUGGAGAGUCAGGUUAAUGAAUACUCUUUGGCAAUUGAGAGCAAUCCAGAUAUUCGGACUGUUUUUACUGGAGCUCCUAUUCCAGAAAUUUUAACUCCAAUAGAUGUGUUGAAGUUAUUUGAAAGAAUUCCUGAAAACGAUAUUGCACUUUUGGCCAUGGAUACAAAACGGUCACGGCCAAAAGACUUAAUUUUAACAAGGAUGCUUGUACCUCCUGUGUCAAUAAGACCUUCAGUAGUAUCUGAGUUGAAAGCAGGAACAAAUGAAGAUGAUUUAACAAUGAAGCAAUCCGAAAUUAUUGUCAUGAAUGAUUAUAUCAAGAAGUACAAACAAUCUGGAACUAAUGUACAUAACUAUCAAGAAAUGUGGGAUUUUCUUCAGUUACAUUCUGCCUUGUAUAUAAAUAGUGAAUUGUCAGGUGUUCCUAUUGCUAUGAUGCCCAGUAAGUCCGGCAGAGGUUUAGUUCAAAGGCUCAAGGGAAAACAGGGAAGAUUUAGAGGGAACUUGUCUGGCAAACGUGUCGAUUUUUCCUCAAGAACUGUCAUAUCUCCUGAUCCAAAUUUGGAAAUUGACCAAGUGGGAGUUCCUCAACAAAUUGCAAAAAUUUUAACUUUUUCAGAAAGAGUUUUCCAAGGCAAUAUAGAUGUUUUACGAAAACUUAUUAUAAAUGGACCUGACAAAUGGCCUGGAGCUAACUAUGUACAACAAAAAAAUGGUCAGUUCAAAAAAUUUCUAAGAUAUGGCAACAGAGAAAAAUUGGCACAAGAACUGAGGCUGGGCGAUACGGUAGAAAGGCAUUUGCAUGAUGGCGAUAUAGUACUUUUUAACAGACAACCCAGUUUACAUAAAUUGUCUAUUAUGGCACAUAAAGCUAAAAUUCAUAAACACAAGACUUUUAGGUUCAACGAAUGCGUUUGUAAUCCCUACAAUGCUGAUUUUGAUGGGGACGAGAUGAAUUUGCAUUUGCCACAAACAGAAGAAGCCAAAGCAGAAGCCUUAAUUCUGAUGGGUAAUAAAAGUAAUUUGGUAACCCCUAGAAAUGGGGAACUCCUGAUAGCUGCUACUCAGGAUUUUCUAACUGGUGCAUAUUUGAUAACCAAAAAAGAUACAUUUUUUGAUUUAGCAGGUGCUUCGGCACUAGCUGCCACACUUCUUGCUGGCAAAGACACACAUAUGCAUAUAGACCUACCGAAACCAUGCAUAAUUAAGCCUGUUCAGCUCUGGUCAGGUAAACAAAUAUUCAGCCUGAUAUUCAGACCAAACAAAAAAAAUCCUGUUAAAGCAAGUUUAGAGGCUAAAGGAAAAGCAUAUACAAAAAACAAGGAGUUGUGUAUUAAGGACUCUUAUGUUCUCAUUCGUAAUUCAGAGUUACUCGCUGGCACCCUUGAUAAGGGCCACCUUGGUAGUGGUGGUAAAGGAGGAAACAUAUUUUAUAUUAUAUUGAGAGAUUUUGGCGAGGAGUAUGCCAUUAGAUCCAUGUGGCGAUUGGCAAGAAUGGCUUCAAGCUAUUUGAUGAAUACAGGUUUUUCUAUUGGAAUUGGUGAUGUAACGCCUGGAAGGAAUCUACUAGAUGAAAAAUCUAAAUUACUGCAUCAAGGGUAUUCAAAAUGUCAAGAGUACAUUAAACAAAUGGCAGAGGGAAAAUUGCAAACCCAACCAGGAUGCACAAUAGAAGAAUCUUUAGAAGCUUUGAUUCUAAAAGAACUCUCUAUUAUAAGGGAACAUGCAGGACAAGCUUGUGUUGCUGACCUAGAUCCUACAAAUAGUCCUCUUAUUAUGGCUCUUUGUGGUUCUAAAGGUUCUUUCAUCAAUAUCUCUCAGAUGGUAGCUUGUGUAGGUCAACAAGCUCUCAAUGGGAAACGGGUUCCUGAUGGAUUCAAUCAUCGAUCUCUGCCACAUUUUAAACAUCACUCAAAAGCUCCAGAGGCUAAAGGGUUUGUUGAGAACAGUUUUUAUUCAGGGUUAACUCCAACCGAAUUUUUUUUCCAUACAAUGGGCGGCAGGGAAGGUUUAGUUGAUACGGCAGUUAAAACGGCAGAGACUGGUUACAUGCAAAGAAGAUUAGUGAAGUCCCUGGAAGAUUUGGUGGUACACUAUGAUGGAUCUGUAAGAAAUGCAGAAGGAGAUGUUGUACAAUUAACCUAUGGCUGUGAUGGUUUAGAUCCUACUUAUAUGGAAGGUAAGGACUGUCCAGUGGAUUUCGAAAGAGUUUUGGAAUAUGUUAGGGCUAGGUAUCCAUACCGAGAAGAAGUCGCUCUUGAUGGAGACCAAAUUCGAAGGGCAACUCAAGCAUUUUUGGCCACAGAAGCGUUAAAUGAAUGCAGCGAGCAUUUUAGGAAUGAAUUAGUUCAGUACAUGAACACAGUAGCUAACAAAGUAGACUCAGUACGAAAAAGACUUGGCUGUAGCCCAUUUGCGAAAGAAAUAGAACGUCUAACUUGCAGUCAACUUGUCACCUUUUUUGAAACUUGUGGUCAAAAGUAUACCAGAUCCAUAAUUGAACCUGGAACAGCCGUAGGAGCCCUCGCUGCACAGAGUAUUGGAGAACCAGGUACUCAGAUGACAUUGAAGACGUUUCAUUUUGCUGGUGUAGCUAGUAUGAAUAUUACCCAGGGUGUUCCUAGGAUAAAAGAAAUUAUAAAUGUGAGUAAAAAGAUAAGUACACCAAUUAUCAGAGCAAGUUUGGUAAACAGUGUUGAUCCUGAGUUUGCCAGAGAAGUAAAAGGUCGGAUUGAACGGACUACUUUGGGAGAGAUUUCCACCAGUAUUUCUCAAGUUUUGACGAAAACAGACGCCUUUUUGUUGAUUCAACUCGAUUAUGAAAGAAUCAAGCUACUAAAACUAGAAGUGAAUGCCGAAUCCAUUCGAUAUUGCAUUUGCACCUCUAAACUCAAAUUAAAACCCACAGAUGUUCAAGUCGAGAGUGAUACCAUCAUAACUGUCCAUCCAAGUAGAAGUAAACAUUCGAACAGACUCAACUUUGCACUGUGUGAUCUGAAAGAACAAAUACCAAAUGUUGUGGUGAAGGGUUUGCCAACAGUCAACAGGGCUGUAAUAGCAAGAGAAGAUAAAGGCGGCAAAACUUCUUACAGUCUCUGCGUUGAAGGUGAUAAUUUACGAGAAGUCAUGGCAACUUAUGGAGUAGAUGGGAGAAAAACAGUUUCAAACAAUAUAGUAGAAGUUUUUAACACAUUGGGAAUUGAAGCAGCAAGGGAGACAAUAAUGUCUGAAAUCAAAAUGGUUAUGGAAAACCAUGGAAUGAGUGUUGAUUACAGGCACAUAAUGUUAUUAGCAGCACAAAUGACACAUGUUGGCGAAGUACUAGGAAUUACAAGACAAGGGCUAGCAAAAAUGAAACAGUCUGUCCUCAAUUUAGCUUCGUUCGAGAAGACAGCAGAUCAUUUAUUUGAUGCAGCCUACCAUGGACAAACAGAUAAAAUGAGUGGUGUUUCUGAAAACAUCAUAAUGGGUAUGCAAGCUCCUAUUGGAACAGGAAUAUUCAAAUUACUCCAUAAACCACUUCACGUAGAACCAAAUCCUGAGCCACAAUGUCUUCUGUUCGAAAAUGUGAUACAGGAAAAUUUGUAAUUUUAAAUGUUUAUUCUUGUUAAGAUAUAUAAGUUAUAUAGAAUUAUGUGACAAAAUAAAAAAUAAAAACUG
Leptinotarsa decemlineata (Colorado potato beetle) is the source of this 4438-nucleotide messenger RNA. RefSeq names its product RNA polymerase III subunit A (gene Polr3A). NCBI's taxonomy places the organism in Eukaryota, Metazoa, Arthropoda, Insecta, Coleoptera, Chrysomelidae. The record is from RefSeq and is a predicted model, not a curated record. Gene Ontology annotation, biological process: DNA-templated transcription. Gene Ontology annotation, molecular function: DNA binding; DNA-directed RNA polymerase activity.